This is a messenger RNA of Spathaspora passalidarum NRRL Y-27907, 795 nucleotides long. RefSeq lists its product as uncharacterized. The transcript has a single exon. Bases 1 to 795 code for a protein of 264 amino acids. Lineage: Eukaryota; Fungi; Ascomycota; Pichiomycetes; Serinales; Debaryomycetaceae. The record is from RefSeq and is a predicted model, not a curated record.
AUGCUAAUACUACUUGUAUGGUUGGUAAGACUUAUUGUUGCACUUCCAGACCUGAGUCAGUCAUGUAUUACAAAUAAAAACAUCCCAUUCACAGGAUACAAAAUCGAAUACCAAUUAAGACUAAAUACUUUCCAAUGCGAAUAUCAUAUGAUUUAUUGCAACGACAACAAGCUUAUUUAUGACAUGAAUCUAAAUGAUACAAUUCCCUGGACCCAUCCUAUCCACUUCAGCAAAACCAACAGGUCCAACACAUUAAUCCUAGCACGAAGGAAAUCAUUUGCUUUGAGAUGUAUACCGAUUUAUUUACCAAAUACCUUAGUUGGAUCACUUUAUUACAAUCCUACUUCACAGCCAGUCACAAAUAAUACAAAAUUACAAAGUGUCCCUUUGGUAGCAGCAAACAUUCAUAGAAGUUGGAUUGAAAUGAAUUACAAACUUGAAUUCACUUAUCAUGUUCCGUUACUAACGACACCAGGUAUAGAUAGUCGGCGAUUUCAAAUUGGUAUGUUUAAAGAACAGAAUAAGAAUAAUUGGAAUGAAUAUAUCUCCAUAACAGAAAGUUAUGACUUCAAAUACGACCUGAGAAUCGUUGUUCGGAAAGCCAUAGAUCGAGUAUUGACACAAAUUAAUUUAUUAAUCAAUACCAGCAAAUUUGUGAAGAAAAAAAUUGAUAUGAGUAACAUAUCAAAAAGAACUUCCAGGGUGUUUUGGAAAUUAGUAAUGUUAUCUAAGGUUUUGAAGCAUGAAACUUUUGAUAUGAUUCUUGUUAAGAUCGAUAAAUUUUUGCAGUAUUAA